Messenger RNA from Suillus subaureus, 531 nucleotides. RefSeq lists its product as uncharacterized. The transcript has 4 exons. The record is from RefSeq and is a predicted model, not a curated record. The annotation marks the transcript as partial. Lineage: Eukaryota; Fungi; Basidiomycota; Agaricomycetes; Boletales; Suillaceae.
GGGAAACAGGUCAAGAUGACCAGUGCAAGACUACAAUCCCAAUGUUUGUCUCGCCUGGAGAGUAGCAUUUUGGUAACCUGCUACAUCCAAGUUGAUCCACUUGAGAGUGAGUGUCCUCAACUUUAUGGACAUGCAUUUGCCACAGUCUGGGACUAUGGUAAAAAUAAAGUUGGCUGGGUGACACAGCUUGUCGUCAAUGAAGCAGUCCAUCAGCAUUACAUCACAACCCACCUCUUGCAAGCUCUGAAGUGCCAUACCUUAUUUACCCAUGUUAACAUCAUUGGUCUUGUCUCAUCUCACCCUGCUGCUUGCAAUGCUUUGGCAAAAUAUGCUGCUGCUAAUAUCAAGGAUGUUGAAUUGGACUUCAUUCAUCAACAUGCAAAGGGCAUUCUGGCAUCUUCCCCCAUUAGCUAUCUAAAGGCCACUCAACUGAGGGGUUUGCUCUUCCAAGACAGCUGUGACAAUGGAGCUAUAUCAUCUUUUUAUGUUGACCACACUGAGCCUUUAGCAGUGUUGGAACACUACAAGAAA